AUGCGGAUAGAGAUCUGGGAACAUGUGCACGAUUUCUCGGUCGUGCCGCAGCCAAUUGGCCGUCGAUCUCUCAAAAAACUUGAGGUCCUACAAAAUCUUCAGUCGGUUGCAGAAAGUGAUUUGCAGAGUGGCACCAACGAAGCUACAACCAUACGCUUCCAGCCACCGGUCUUUUGGGAACUUCUCGAUCCCAAGCUUCUCCGAACGACGCAGCACAAACCCACUGCUCAUGGUCCGCCUAUAUCGCGAACCGAGUUUGGACAAGAUACCCGGAUGCGUGUGGCCACACAUUUUGUGCACCCUUUAGUGGACGACCAAUCUGAACAAUCGACUUUGUCUGAAAUAACCGAAACUUCAGGUUUCCCGGGCGUUGAGUUUGAGCAACUGCCCAUGGGCGAGUUGUUUGCUCACUUUUCGACUGAUGACCUAAAUUGGUUGCAGCCAUAG
Molecule: messenger RNA, 447 nt
Organism: Aspergillus chevalieri
Lineage: Eukaryota; Fungi; Ascomycota; Eurotiomycetes; Eurotiales; Aspergillaceae
Exons: 2
Coding region: 1-447 (148 amino acids)
Source: RefSeq, a predicted model, not a curated record